This is a messenger RNA of Rosa rugosa (rugosa rose), 4160 nucleotides long. Its product is annotated as polyadenylation and cleavage factor homolog 4. Lineage: Eukaryota; Viridiplantae; Streptophyta; Magnoliopsida; Rosales; Rosaceae. Gene Ontology annotation, biological process: termination of RNA polymerase II transcription. The coding region runs from base 371 to 3712 and encodes 1113 amino acids. The record is from RefSeq and is a predicted model, not a curated record. The transcript is spliced from 7 exons. Gene Ontology annotation, cellular component: mRNA cleavage factor complex; cytoplasm. Gene Ontology annotation, molecular function: RNA polymerase II complex binding; mRNA binding.
CUUUUUUUUUUUGGGUCUUACAAAACAAUCUCGCUCUGGUCCUCUGUUAUAUAUGCCUCACGCAGAUACGCACACUCUCGUCAAAUCUUCCCCAAUCUUAACCCUAAUUCCCAAAUCCCAAGCUCGUUGAUUUCACCAAUCAAGCUCCAGUCUUUCGCCUCAGAUUAUCAAGUUUUCUUUUUUGUUUUCUCUCUUUGAUUUUGUAUGCUUGUAAUAAGAAACGAACCAGGGUUUAUCCCGAUUCUCCAUGUACAAUUUAGCCACAGGCCUUUUUACUUUCUUAUAUUCUAGAUUGAAUUCCAAUAGUCAUAGACAGAUGCUUGUUAUGUAAUCGGAAAUCAGAUUUAGGGUUUGAGUUUCGUCAUUGUUGAUGGAUAUGGAGAGCUCGCGUAGGCCGUUUGGCAGAUCGAACGAACCGGGGUUGAAGAAGGCGAGAUUGAACGACGACCAAGGUGUUUUGAAUCCGAAUCUGAACGGCCGAGGCUUCGGACAAAGGCCCGGCGGAGCUAAUCCGGCGGCGCUUCAGAGGUUCAGGGUGAGUGAUAGAGAGUCGGUGGAGGGCAAUGACCCUCGCGGCGGCGGAGCCUAUGUGCCGCAGCCAUUGCAGCACCAGGAGCUUGUGAACCAGUACCGGACGGCGCUGGCGGAGCUGACGUUCAAUUCGAAGCCAAUCAUCACCAAUUUGACCAUAAUCGCUGGGGAGAGCCUCAACGCUGCGAAGGCCGUCACUGCCACUAUAUGCGCCAACAUUAUUGAGGUUCCUAGCGAGCAGAAGUUACCAUCGCUUUAUCUUUUGGACAGUAUUGUAAAGAAUAUUGGAAGGGAUUACAUAAAAUACUUUGCUGCCAAACUACCUGAGGUAUUCUGCAAGGCAUAUAGACAGGUUGAACCCCCUAUACAUCAAAGCAUGCGUCAUCUUUUUGGAACUUGGAAAGGUGUCUUCCCUGCUCAGACACUUCAGAUGAUUGAGAAAGAACUUGGGUUUGGUACUGCAGCAAAUGGUUCGUCCUCUGGAGUUGCAACAUCUAGACCAGACUCACAGUCACAACGUCCAGCACAUAGCAUUCAUGUGAACCCCAAGUAUUUGGAAAGGCAGCGUCUUCAGCAACCAACCAGGACAAAAGGGAUGGCUAGUGAUUUAGACGGGACUAUGACAAACUCGAUUGAUGAUUUAGACAGGCCGGACAGAGUAGCAAGUAUCAGUGCUGGACGAUCGUGGGUUGAUCCUCCUGUUAAAAUGCCUAAUAUUCAGCGUUCAACUAGAGAUGCACUAAGUGAGCGUUUUCAUGAGAAGAACGUUGGUGGUGAAUAUGACGACUUUGAUUAUGAUUCUGAUCUUCCAAGGAGUUCAACCUUGGGCAUUGGACGAUCUGGUGGGAAUAUUAUCGAGCAAGGACAUGAUAAACCUUGGUAUGGAGGUGGAAGCAGUGUUGCCGAAACAAUUUCCAGCCAAAGAAAUGGUUUUAACAAGAAGCAUGGAUUAAAUUACUCAGCACCUAAAUCUGUAAAUGCUGAUCCUCGUUUACAGACACCACAAGCCAUUGCAAAUAGAAACAGGGGUGGGUUGUCUAGUAGUUGGAAGAAUUCUGAGGAAGAGGAAUACAUGUGGGAUGAUGUGAACUCAAGAUCAACAGAUCAUGUAGCCCCUGAUCUUUCUAGUAAUUCAAGAAAAGAGCGCUGGAUUUCUGAUGAUUCAGAGAAAUUGGGGUUUGGAGGUGGCUCUCGUAAACUGAAAAGAGUAAAUGAUCUGGACUUGGCUGCUGAUAUCGGUGAUCAGAAAGACUUAGCUGCUCUCGGGCACCGUAUGCCAUCACCUUGGUCAUUGCAAGAGUCACAUGUUGUGGAUCGGCUGACCUCUCCUGGUGCUCCUGUCAUUAGUUCAGUUCAUUCAGAGCGUUAUGUUUCAAGUUUAAGUGGGUUAUCGACAAGUGGAGACUCUUCUGUGGCGAGAUUGGGAAAUAGAGCACAGAUGAUGUCUUCUCGUAUUGGGGCCUCAAGCUUUGGGUUGCCAACAAAUGCUGCAACAGCGUCUAAUGGAGCUGUAGGGAAACAGCAACAGUCUCUGAGAGCUGCAUCACCAUCUGGACAGUUGUUGAUGCACCAGCAUUCUCCCUCACCUACAUCAAAAAUACAGCAUCCCCGUAAUUAUUUGGCUGAGCAAGACCCUGCUCAUGCUCCAUCCCUUCCUCCUGAUUUAAAAGUAUCUCAAAUUUUGGGAAAAUCGGACUUAGGGUUGCAUAGCCAGUAUACUGAGGACUCUCUGCCUAUUCCAACGUCCAAUGUUCGAUUGGGUGGCAUGGCGAAAUCACAGCCUCAAGAUUUGAAGGCUUUGUCUUCCUCAGUGGCUGCCAUCCAAUCAAGGCACCACUAUCCCUUCCGACAACAACAAGACAGUACAGAGCCUGAAUCCUUGGAUCAGACUCAGAAGCCCCAUGUACCUCACGUUGCUACUUCUAUAAUGCCCUCAACAGUUAGAAAUUCUGUAUCAGAUCUUUCUAAUCUCCUUGCUGCAGAAACUUCAGGACAGUCAAGCACAAGUAGUUUGUUGGCUGCUGUUUUGAAGACUGGAAUUCUCUCUAAUAAAUCAAUUACUGGUAGCCUGCCCAAUUUGAAUUUUGGUGACAAGGAAAAAAUGCCACCAGAGUCAGGUGGUCCGCCCCCCUUGCCGAUUGGACGGCCGCCUACCAAAGUUGCACUUCCAGGGUCCAAAGUUGCAGCAGCACCACCUUCAUUAGGUCAUCCUUCCCGUGAUAACUCGCCGACCACCUCAAGUACUCUGCAGAAGGUUGCACAUCCACCUCUUCCACCUGGCCAACCACCUUUGUCUCUAGAGGGUAGCUCAACAGCAAAAGAUCCAAAUGUGGUGAAAAAUGCCAAGGAUCCAAUAUCAGACCUUUUGAGCUCUUUAGUUGCCAAGGGGUUGAUAUCUGCAUCAAAGUCAGAGUCACCUACUCUUCUGCCAUCUCAAAAGCCGAUAGAGGUGCAAAGCCAGAACCUAUCCACGACUACCACCACUAUUGUCUCUCCAGUUUCAGCAUCAUCAAAAGUUCCUGUUUCAUCUGAAAUGGAUGAUGCGUCUCUCACAGAACAGGUGGCUAAACCCGCUGAUGCCUUGGCUCAAUCUACUGAGACAGAAAAAAGAAACCUAAUAGGAUUUGAGUUUAAGCCAGAUAAAAUCCGAGAAUUACAUCCAUCUGUCAUCGAUGAGCUUUUUGAUGACCUUCCACAUAAAUGUAGCAUAUGUGGCCUCAGGCUCAAACUUAAAGAACGUCUUGAUAGGCACUUGGAAUGGCAUACUUUGAAAACUCCCGAAGCAGAUGGUUCCAUUAAGGCAUCAAGGGGGUGGUAUGCAAAUUCAACCAACUGGGUUACUGGAAAGGCAGGAAGUUCUUCUGAACUUGACUCCAGCAAUUCAAACGACAUGACUGGCAAGACAGUGAUCAGUAAUGAGCCCAUGGUUCCAGCUGACGAAGGCCAAUGUGCGUGUGUUAUAUGUGGUAAUACGUUUGAAGACUUCUAUUGUCAAGAAAGUGAUGACUGGAUGUUCAAAGGAGCUGUGUAUAUGACUGUUCCAUCUGGGGAUGGUGAGUUUGGAACUGCAGAGGGGAGCGUUCUGAAGGGUCCCAUUGUGCAUGCAAAUUGUAUGGAUGAAAAUUCACUCGAGGAUUUGGGACUGGCUGCUACCCGAAUUAAAUUGGAAAAGGAUGUUUAGUGCUCCAAAAACAAAAGAUAUAUCCAUGACCCAACAGUUAUGAAUAUAUGAGAUAACAGGUUGUGUAUUGUAGUUGAGUUGUUCUUCAGUGCUAAUUGUGUUGAGCCACAGAAUGGUGGUGAGAGCUUUGUACUAGCUCCAUUUUCUCUUUUUGUUUAAUUCAUAGUUGAGAGGAAAAGAAAAAAUACAUCUAUAUUCCAGAUAGUUUGCAUCUCAGUGAUUCUCUGAUGAGUGAUGUGGUUUGAUGUUCUGCUAUUUUUGUUUGUUACUUUGCUAAAGCGCUUUUGCCCUUGAUCGCAUGAUAUCCGAUCCAGCAAAACAAGGAAAUACACUCUGAUUCCCGAACCAUGCCCUUCCAGCUUCACAAAUCACAAUUGGCAAAUGGUAGUGGGAUAUGCCUUAUGUAUGGUCACAAUAAUAAUGGAACCAAGUUUUGUUUCUUUUUAUC